CCUGAGCCCAAUACCGGGGCCCCCACCUCACUCCCUGAUAUAUGAGGAAAUGGAUGAACAGAAGAUUCUAGAACUCAUCAAAAACAUGAUGGAGCUGCUGACCGGAGAGGUUCCUAUAAGGUGUCAGGACGUGGCGGUCUAUUUCUCCAUGGAGGAGUGGGAGUAUGUAGAAGGACACAAGGAUCAGUACAAGGAUCAGGUCAUGAUGGAGGAUCAUCAGCCCCUCACAUCAGCAGUCAGAUCCAGUAAGAGAACAGCACCAGAGAGGUGUCCCCGUCCUCUUCUUCCACAGGAUGAUCAGGGUGAAGAUCCAAACAAUAUUAAUGCUCCAGAGACAUAUGUGAGCAGUGAUGAGCAGUAUAAGGAGGACAUUCCUACAGGGAGAGAUCUGAUCUAUAUUAAUGCUACAGACAUAAAGGAAGAAGAAGAGACAGAUGUGAGCUGUGAUGAGCAGUAUAAGGAGGACAUUCCGACAGGAAAAGAUCUGAACAAUAUUAAUGCUACAGAUAGGGAGGAAGAAGAAGAGACAGAUGUGAGUGGUGAUGAGCAGUAUAAGGAGGACAUUCCGACAGGAAAAGAUUUGAACAAUAUUAAUGCUACAGAUAGGGAGGAAGAAGAAGAGACAGAUGUGAUUGGUGAUGAGCAGUAUAAGGAGGACAUUCCUACAGAGAGAACUGAUCUAUAUUAAUGCUAAAGACAUAAAGGAAGAAGAAGAGACAGAUGUGAGCUGUGAUGAGAAGUAUAAGGAGGACAUUCCGACAGGAAAAGAUCUGAACAAUAUUAAUGCUACAGAUAGGGAAGAAGAAGAAGAGACAGAUGUGAGCUGUGACGAGCAGUAUAAGGAGGACAUUCCUACAGGUAACCACUCAGAUUCUUGUACCAGGAGAUCAGAGGAGAAUCUUAUAUCUUAAGAUUAUAAAGCAGAUGAUGAUAUCACACAAGAUACAUAUGAAGAACAUUCCAUUAUCCCAGAUACACCCUCAGCCCUUCACAGCCAAGAUCUGUCAUCUCAUCCUUAUAUACAGGUCCUGUCUUCUCAUUCAUCACAGAAAAGUCA
Molecule: messenger RNA, 1057 nt
Organism: Hyla sarda
Lineage: Eukaryota; Metazoa; Chordata; Amphibia; Anura; Hylidae
Product: oocyte zinc finger protein XlCOF7.1-like
Exons: 5
Coding region: 50-688 (212 amino acids)
Biological process (GO): regulation of DNA-templated transcription
Source: RefSeq, a predicted model, not a curated record